AUGACCGAUGACUAUGCAGUUUCUUUCGCUGCUGAUAGAGAGAGAGAGCAAGCCACAAAUCACAGAACAGAGCAGCUCAACCCGGAUGCAGAGAGUGAGAGCUUAUUGGCUAUGCUAACAGAACAGCAUCCUUCAGAGAAAGAUGCAUUUGGCCAGCAGUGA
This is a messenger RNA of Podarcis lilfordi (Lilford's wall lizard), 162 nucleotides long. NCBI's taxonomy places the organism in Eukaryota, Metazoa, Chordata, Lepidosauria, Squamata, Lacertidae. The record is from the annotation of a GenBank genome assembly.